UAAUUUCUCAAAAGGAUGAAAAGAAAUCUCCAGUGUCCGAAGGAUUCCCUGAAAUGGCUCCUGUUUUGGAUCUUGUCCUUGAACUUGGUUGUUUUGAUUAGUUUCAGAAUGAACUGGAUGAAACAGGAUCGCCAAGAGGCUAGUGUAACACCAACACCCGCACCAAGAUCAAUUAAUUCCUCGACCUCGGCUGCGUCGAGCAGAGUAAAACUCCUGGUCGAUCUGUGGAGCAGAGAUCUGCAGUCGAGAGUGAGCGGUGCAACUCCUCCCGAGGUGACGAUCAAUGCACCGCACAUCCAGGAUUGCAAGCGAUGCAGCGAGGAGACUGCAGCGUUUGAUCGCAGGAAGGAUCCAUCCUGGAAGGGAUUUUACCAGCAAAAAGAGGAGCUUGACAGGAAUCCAGAGACAAGCAUCAGCACCGUUCCAUGGGUCAUUAGCGGUGAUGACGAUAAUCUCCCGUUAACGCGACGCGUCCAGCGUGAUAUUUGGUUGCACCAACACCCGAAAAACUGUACCGAUGCGAGAUUUCUUCUCGCACUUUGGCACCACGACGAGACGCGCGACUCGGUAGGAGCUGGAUCCGACAUGGUGUCAAUGGCCGGAAUGCUUGGAGCUGCGCUAAUACAAGGCCGGGUUUUCAUUACCAAGGAUUACCACGGUGCCAGGCACAAAGGAUGCACAGGAUCCAAUCACGCUCGCUGGUCGUGCUAUUUUGUUCCCGAGGCUUCUGAGGAGUGCAUGGAAAGGGCAUUGCGGCUUAUUGACCAAAAACAGGCCUGGGACGAGGGAAUUAUCAAAGAGUUUAGUGGCGAUCAAUGGAAUGGUGAUAUUCCAAGUUUUUGGGGAGAGCCUUGGAAAGCAAUGCGACCAACUGUGGGCGUAAAAGACAAGCUCAUGACAAAUUACCACGCAAAUCAUCGAAGGUGGUGGAGAGCUCAGGCACUUCGCUAUCUCACACGAUUUCCAAGUGAGUAUCUGUGCAAUCUUUUAAACAAUGAACGACAUAGGGCCUUUGGGGAAGAAGUUGCAAAACUGGUGCUUAAAACCCUUGGCACUGAAUGGCCGCAUGCAAGAAAUGAGAGUAAGCGUAAUCCCAGUAAUCCCAUGGAAGAACAUGUGUGGAGUGACUAUGGACCUUGGAUGCCGCGGCCUCUGUUAAGCAUUCAUGUAAGACAGGGUGACAAAGCCAGCGAGAUGAGAGUAGUCUCUUUUGACGAAUACAUGAAUCUCGCCAAUGUCCUCCGGAAGAGAUUCCCACACGUAAGAAAUGUGUGGCUUUCCACGGAAAUGCAGAACGUCGUGGAUGAAUCCAAGGAGUACAAAGGCUGGAAGUUUUAUUACAGUGAUGUUCCAAGGCAAGUUGGAACGAUCAGGAUGGCGGAGUAUAUGGCGUUGCUUGGAGACAAGCAAGCGUUCGACACGGCCUUUAUAAACUUGGUCAUGGCGGCCGAGUGUGAUUUCUUUGUGGGAGUGUUGGGCUCGACUUGGAGCUAUAUAAUUGACGACUUGAGGAUGACCAGCGGCAAACUUAAGGCUGGCUUCCUCAGUGUUAACUCUAUCAAUGGCCUACUUCGAAAAUAA
This is a messenger RNA of Selaginella moellendorffii, 1581 nucleotides long. RefSeq lists its product as uncharacterized. The transcript is spliced from 6 exons. Gene Ontology annotation, molecular function: alpha-(1->6)-fucosyltransferase activity. Bases 16 to 1581 code for a protein of 521 amino acids. The record is from RefSeq and is a predicted model, not a curated record. Lineage: Eukaryota; Viridiplantae; Streptophyta; Lycopodiopsida; Selaginellales; Selaginellaceae. Gene Ontology annotation, biological process: protein N-linked glycosylation.